GGUCUCCCUCUGUUGCCCAGGCUGGAGUGCAGUGGCAUGAUCUUGGCUCACUGCAACCUCCAUCCACCUCCCAAAUUCAAGCAAUUCUCCCACCUCAGCCUCCUGAGUAGCUAGGAUUACAGGUGUGUGCCACCACAGCCCAGCUAAUUUUUGUGUUUUUAGUAGGGACAGGGUUUCACCAUAUUGGUCAGGCUGGUCUCUCAAACUCCUGUCAUAUGUUUUUAAAAGGUUCUUACAAGCUCCAUGAGACUACCGGUCAGAACAAAAUUGUCCUUAUUGAAAUAUGGUUCGUUUUAGUGAUACGAUGUUCCAAGUAAGAUCUUAUGGUUAAGACCUCUAUCUAGGUAUAUUUUCCUGGUGGACCGAGGAGAGAACAAAUAAAAAUUUCACUUUUUGUGGGAAUGAGGGCAAGAACUAGAUACCUUUUAAUUUAGUAUUUAGCCAGGUGUGAUGGCACAUGCCUGAAGUCCCAGCUAUUCAGGUGGCUGAGGAGGGAGGAUCGCUUAACUCAGGAGUUUCAGGCUGUAGUGUGCUAUGCCAUUCGGGUGUCCACUUUAAGUUUGGCAUCAAUAUGGUGAUCUCCCAGGAGUGGAAGACCACCAGGCUGCCUAAGAAGGAAUGAACUGGUCCAGGUCAAAACUCCUAUGCUGAUCGUAGUGGGAUUGCGCCUAUGAAUAGCCACUGCCCUCCAGCCUAGGUUGCUCUGGUUGCUAAGAAGACUAUGAACAAGUCAGAGAACCUGCUGUUUGCUGGUUCAUCAUUAGCAUCACAAGUCCAUGCUGCUGCCGUUAAUGGAGAUAAGGGUGCUCUACAGAGGCUCAUCGUAGGAAACUCUGCUCUUAAAGACAAAGAAGAUCAAUUUGGGAGAACACCACUUAUGUAUUGCGUGUUGGCUGACAGAUUGGAUUGUGCAGAUGCUCUUCUGAAGGCAGGAGCAGAUGUGAAUAAAACUGACCAUAGCCAGAGAACAGCCCUCCAUCUUGCAGCCCAGAAGGGAAAUUAUCGUUUCAUGAAACUCUUACUUACACGCAGAGCAAACUGGAUGCAAAAGGAUCUGGAAGAGAUGACUCCUUUGCACUUGACCACCCGGCACAGGAGCCCUAAGUGUUUGGCACUUCUGCUGAAGUUUAUGGCACCAGGAGAAGUGGAUACACAGGAUAAAAACAAGCAAACAGCUCUGCAUUGGAGUGCCUACUACAAUAACCCUGAGCAUGUGAAGCUGCUCAUCAAGCAUGAUUCUAACAUUGGGAUUCCUGAUGUUGAAGGCAAGAUCCCGCUUCACUGGGCAGCCAACCAUAAAGAUCCAAGUGCUGUUCACACAGUGAGAUGCAUUCUGGAUGCUGCUCCAACAGAGUCUUUACUGAACUGGCAAGACUACGAGGGUCGAACUCCUCUUCACUUUGCAGUUGCUGAUGGGAAUGUGACCGUGGUUGAUGUCUUGACCUCAUAUGAAAGCUGCAAUAUAACGUCUUAUGAUAACUUAUUUCGAACCCCACUGCACUGGGCAGCUUUAUUAGGCCAUGCACAGAUUGUCCAUCUUCUUUUAGAAAGAAAUAAGUCUGGAACUAUCCCAUCUGACAGCCAAGGAGCCACACCUUUGCACUAUGCUGCUCAGAGUAACUUUGCUGAAACGGUUAAAGUGUUUUUAAAACAUCCUUCAGUGAAAGAUGAUUCAGACCUGGAAGGAAGAACAUCCUUUAUGUGGGCAGCUGGCAAAGGCAGUGAUGAUGUCCUUAGAACUAUGCUGAGCUUAAAAUCGGACAUAGAUAUUAACAUGGCUGACAAAUAUGGAGGUACAGCUUUGCAUGCUGCUGCUCUUUCUGGCCAUGUCAGCACCGUGAAGUUAUUACUGGAAAAUAAUGCUCAAGUAGAUGCUACUGAUGUUAUGAAACAUACUCCACUUUUCCGAGCCUGUGAGAUGGGACACAAAGAUGUGAUUCAGACACUCAUUAAAGGUGGAGCAAGGGUAGAUCUAGUUGACCAAGAUGGACAUUCUCUUCUACAUUGGGCAGCACUGGGAGGAAAUGCUGAUGUUUGCCAGAUAUUAAUAGAAAAUAAGAUCAAUCCAAAUGUCCAGGAUUAUGCAGGAAGAACCCCUUUGCAGUGUGCAGCAUAUGGAGGCUAUAUCAACUGCAUGGCAGUUCUCAUGGAAAAUAAUGCAGACCCUAACAUUCAAGACAAAGAGGGAAGAACAGCUUUGCAUUGGUCCUGCAACAAUGGAUACCUUGAUGCCAUUAAAUUACUGCUAGACUUUGCUGCUUUCCCUAAUCAGAUGGAAAACAAUGAAGAGAGAUACACACCCCUUGAUUAUGCUUUGCUUGGUGAGCGCCAUGAAGUGAUCCAGUUCAUGUUGGAGCACGGUGCCCUGUCCAUCGCAGCCAUACAAGACAUCGCCGCCUUCAAAAUCCAAGCUGUCUACAAAGGGUACAAGGUCAGAAAAGCCUUCCGAGACAGGAAAAAUCUCCUCAUGAAGCAUGAACAGUUGAGAAAAGAUGCUGCUGCCAAAAAGCGAGAGGAAGAAAACAAACGAAAAGAGGCAGAACAGCAAAAAGGAAGGCAGAGCCCAGAUUCCUGCAGACCCCAGGCCCUUCCCUGUCUGCCCAGCACCCAGGAUGUGCCCAGCAGGCAGAGCCGGGCCCCCAGCAAGCAGCCUCCUGCUGGCAACGUGGCCCAAGGCCCUGAGCCAAGAGACAGCAGAGGAUCUCCAGGAGGGUCUCUAGGCGGAGCCCUCCAGAAGGAGCAGCAUGUUUCCUCAGAUUUGCAGGGAACAAACUCCAGAAGGCCAAAUGAAACAGCCAGAGAACAUUCUAAAGGCCAAUCUGCUUGUGUCCACUUCAGACCCAAUGAAGGCAGUGAUGGAAGCAGGCAUCCAGGAGUUCGCUCUGUUGAGAAGUCCAGAGGUGAGACAGCUGGCAAUGAGCAGUGUGCAAAGGGGAAAGGCUUCGUGAAGCAGCCCUCCUGUAUCAGGGUGGCUGGGCCUGAUGAGAAAGGAGAGGACUCCAGGCGGGCAGCUGCAAGCCUUCCACCGCACGAUAGCCACUGGAAGCCCAGCAGGCGGCAUGACACAGAACCCAAGGCCAAAUGUGCCCCCCAGAAAAGGCGCACUCAAGAGCUCAAAGGAGGAAGGUGCUCCCCGGCUGGUUCUAGCCGCCCUGGCAGUGCCCGGGGGGAGGCGGUCCAUGCUGGGCAGAAUCCUCCCCACCAUCGUACACCAAGAAACAAAGUGACACAAGCCAAGCUCACAGGAGGGCUCUAUUCAGAUUUGCCACAGAGCACAGAGGAGUUGAGGUCAGGAGCUAGGAGGCUGGAGACAUCUACCCUGUCCAAGGACUUUCAGGUAUCUAAGGAGACUGAUCCAGCACCUGGUCCCCUCUCUGGGCAGAGUGUGAAUAUUGACCUUCUCCCCGUAGAGCUCCGACUGCAGAUAAUUCAGAGAGAACGAAGGAGGAAAGAGCUGUUUCGCAAAAAGAACAAGGCAGCAGCAGUCAUCCAGCGCGCCUGGCGAAGCUACCAGCUCAGGAAGCACCUGUCCCACCUUCGGCAUAUGAAGCAGCUUGGAGCUGGAGAUGUGGACAGAUGGAGGCAAGAGUCUACAGCAUUGCUCCUCCAGGUUUGGAGGAAGGAACUGGAACUAAAAUUCCCCCAAACCACUGCAGUAAGCAAGGCCCCCAAGAGUCCAUCCAAGGGCACCUCAGGCACAAAGUCCACCAAGCACUCAGUGCUUAAGCAAAUCUAUGGUUGUUCUCACGAAGGGAAAAUACAUCAUCCUACAAGAUCUGUAAAAGCCUCUUCUGUGCUGCGUCUCAACUCAGUGAGCAACCUACAGUGUAUACAUCUCCUUGAGAACAGUGGAAGAUCAAAGAACUUUUCUUAUAACCUGCAAUCAGCUACUCAGCCAAAAAACAAAACAAAACCUUGACUGCCUAUGGAGGAAGACUGUGUUCGGGGGAGCUGGCAUAGCUAGUGCAGAGUUCAGAUUUUCUGCUGAUAAUCUUUUACACCUUGGGAAAACUUUAAUAUCCGUACCUGAAGGCUGAUUCACCUAAAAAUGUGUUAACUGAAAGAAAA
This is a messenger RNA of Pan troglodytes (chimpanzee), 4068 nucleotides long. RefSeq names its product inversin (gene INVS). The transcript has 17 exons. Gene Ontology annotation, molecular function: protein binding. NCBI's taxonomy places the organism in Eukaryota, Metazoa, Chordata, Mammalia, Primates, Hominidae. Bases 722 to 3919 code for a protein of 1065 amino acids. The record is from RefSeq and is a predicted model, not a curated record.